UUUCUGUCUCCCUCGUCCAUCAUGGCUUCUCCUGUAAGGUGGAUUCUCUGGACCACAUGUGUGUGUUUUGCUGCUCGGCAGAAAGCUGCUCUCAGGGUAACCAUGAGGGAAUCCAGUCUGGAAGUGGUUCGCGGCGAUUCGGUUCUCCUGCCCUGUUCCUUUUUCACCUAUUCCGACUUCUCCAGACUUAAUAUAAUCUGGACUUUGGCCCCCUUCUCCAGUCCAGACACCCCCGUACAGGUAAUAGUGUAUGACCAUGGGCAGGUGAUUAAAAACCCCUCCCUCAUUGACCGGGUGGAUUUUACAGGUCUUCCAUUCAGUGCAGACAUCAUGAUAAAUGACACACGAGUCUCUGAUGGGGGGAUUUACCGCUGCAUGGUGAACAACCCACCGGACACAGCAGAUCCAGGCGUGGGAGAGCUGCUGCUCAGCGUGUUGGAGCCACCUUCUCUACCCGUGUGUGAGUGGGAUGGAGCAAUUGACAUGGGAGGAAGUGUGAAGCUGUCCUGUUUGGUGGAACAAGGUGUCCCCACGCCAGAAAUCCGAUGGGAGAAAUUGAACCCUGAGGAAAUUUCCCUUCCUAUCAACAUGGAAGGUGAGCUGUCCGGUUCGGUCCAGAUUGUCAACGUUUCUUCUCAAACGUCUGGCUUGUAUCGCUGCUCAGCCACUAACGUCCUGGGAACAGAAAACUGCUACGUCAACUUGGCCGUUUACAACAGUGAGGCUCCAGACAGUCCCUCAGGCAUUCUGCCAGGGGUGCUGCUAACUCUGGUGAUGAGCUCGGUGCUGCUGGCUCUGCUGGUGCUCAUCCUUUGGCUGCAUCGCACUGGGCAGGAUGGGAGGAGGACGAGGAGGGGCAGGAAAGGAGAGGAAGAGCAGUGUUACAACGAGAUAGGCUACACUCCGUCCUUGAUGAAACGCUCUUUUGUCUGAAGUCUCACCAUCAGGUACUGAAAUGGACCGGUUUGCUUCUGCAACC
Molecule: messenger RNA, 979 nt
Organism: Cyprinodon variegatus (sheepshead minnow)
Lineage: Eukaryota; Metazoa; Chordata; Actinopteri; Cyprinodontiformes; Cyprinodontidae
Product: immunoglobulin superfamily member 11-like
Exons: 7
Coding region: 22-933 (303 amino acids)
Biological process (GO): homophilic cell-cell adhesion
Cellular component (GO): cell-cell junction
Molecular function (GO): ionotropic glutamate receptor binding
Source: RefSeq, a predicted model, not a curated record